AUGGACAAGGAGCCCCAGCUGGCAGACCCAGGCUCUUCUGGGCCGGGGAGCCAUGCUACUCGGGCGGCACAGGAGGAGCCUGGGCCCGGCCAGGGCUGCAGAUCCCGGCUGCUCUAUCUGGCGGCCCCUCAACUGAGACCACAGCCCUCCGUGGGGUGCUCACAGGGCCUUCCACACAAGCAGAGCUCUGCCCAGGGCCUGCCCGGCUCCGGAGAGGCUGAGCCACCCCAGCCCGUUGGCCCGGUGCCAGCCUGCGCCCACAUCUCGGUCCCCACGCUGGCCGCAAGCAGAGGAAAGGGAGACCCCGGCGAUGGCGAGCCCCUUCGUGCCUCUGGCUGUACCUUCGAGGAGGUGAGUGACCCAGCAGUGCCCUGUGACUACAGUCAGGCCCAGGAUGACGACUUCCAGUGGGAGCUGGUGCGGAUCCACCCUGGCACCCGGGCACCUGCGGACCUGCCCCAUGGCUCCUACUUGCUGGUCAACGUAUCCCAGCAUGGCCCGGGCCAGCGGGCACAUGUCACCUUCCAAAGCCUGAGCGAGAACGACACCCACUGUGUGCAGUUCAGCUACCUCCUGUACAGCUGGGGUGGGCACAGCCCGGGCACCCUGGGUGUCUACGUGCGGGUCAAUGGGGGCCCCCUGGGCAGUGCCGUCUGGAACAUGACUGGAUCCCACGGUCGUCAGUGGCACCAGGUGGAGCUGGCCGUCAGCACCUUCUGGCCCAAUGAAUACCAGGUGCUGUUUGAGGCCCUCGUCUCCCCUGACCGCAGCGGCUACAUGGGCUUGGAUGACAUCCUGCUUCUCAGCUACCCCUGUGCGCAGCCCCCGCACUUCUGGCGCCUGGGCGACGUGGAGGUCAACGCGGGCCAGAACGCGUCGUUCCAGUGCAUGGCGGCGGGCAGGGCUGCCGAGGGCGAUCGCUUCCUCCUGCAGCGCCAGAGCGGGGCACUGGUGCCCGCGGCCAGCGUGCGGCCCGUCAGCCACCGCCGCGCCCCGCGGGGCAGGGCGAGACCAGGUCUGGUGGAGGGCCUGGAGGACGGAGGGCCCCUGGGAUGUGAGUAUGUGGGUGCAGGCCUAGGGCUCGGGACUCGGGCGUCACCUGGGCGGCUCCCCCAUCUCCUCGCAGAGCCCCCGACCCCGAUCGCGCCCCCGCAGCUGCUGCGCGCUGGCCCCACCUACCUCAUCGUCCAGCUCAACACGCACUCGGUCCUCGGCGACGGCCCGAUUAUACGGAAGGAGAUCGAGUACCGCAUGGCACGCGGCCCCUGGGCGGAGGUGCACGCAGUCAGCCUGCAGACCUACAAGCUGUGGCACCUGGACCCCGACACAGAGUACGAGAUCAGCGUGCUGCUCACGCGCCCUGGGGAUGGCGGCACUGGCCGCCCUGGGCCAGCCCUCCUCAGCCGCACCAAAUGUGCAGAGCCCAUGCGGGCCCCCAAAGGCCUGGCUUUUGCGGAGAUCCAGGCCCGCCAGCUGAGCCUGCAGUGGGAGCCACUGGGCUACAACGUGACGCGGUGCCACACCUACACCGUGUCCCUGUGCUACCACUACACCCCGGGCCGCAGCCACAACCAGACCGUGCGGGCGUGUGCGGACGUGGAGCGGGGCGUCAGCCGCUACACCAUCAAGAACCUGCUGCCCUUCCGGAGCGUGCACGUGAGGCUUGUCCUCACGAACCCCGAGGGGCGCAAGGAGGGCAAGGAGGUCACCUUUCAGACGGAGGAGGAUGUGCCUGGCGGGAUCGCAGCCGAGUCCCUGACCUUCACUCCGCUGGAGGACAUGAUCUUCCUCAAGUGGGAGGAGCCCCAGGAGCCCAACGGCCUCAUCACGCAGUACGAGGUGGGCCGGAGCAUCGAGUCGUCGGCCCCGGCGGUGAACGUGCCGGGCCCACGCCGCACCAUCUCCAAGCUCCGCAACGAGACCUACCACGUCUUCUCCAGCCUGCUCCCGGGCACCACUUACCUGUUCUCGGUGCGCGCGCGCACGGGCAAGGGCUUUGGCCAGGCCGUGCUCACUGAGAUCACCACCAACAUCUCAGCUCCCAGCUUUGACUAUGCUGACAUGCCGACGCCCCUGGGCGAGUCGGAGGACACAGUCACCGUGCUGCUGAGGCCGGCCCAGGGCCGCGGGGCGCCCAUCAGUGUGUACCAGGUGAUCGUGGAGGCAGAGCGGCGGGGGGCGUCGGGGCGGCGGGAGCCGUGAGGCCAGGGCUGCUUCCCAGUGCCGCUGACCUUCCAGGCCGCGGUGGCCCGUGGCCUGGAGUACUACGUGGGGGCCGAGCUGGCGGCCAGCAGUCUGCUCGAGGCCAUGCCCUUCACCGUGGGUGACAACCAGACCUAUGGCGGCUUCUGGAACCCACCACUCGAAGCCAGGAAGUCCUACCUCAUCUACUUCCAGGCAGCGAGCCACCUGAAGGGGGAGACCCGGCUGAACUGUGUGCGCAUCGCCAGGAAGGCUGCCUGCAAGGAGGGCAAGCGGCCCCUGGAGGUGGCGCAGCGGUCGGAGGACAUGGGGCUCAUCCUGGGCAUCUGUGCGGGAGGGCUCGCCGUCCUCACCCUCCUGAUGGGCGCCAUCAUUGUCGUCAUCCGCAAGGGCUAACCGGCGAACAUGACCAAGGCCACCGCCAACUACCGCCAGGAGAAGACGCACAUGAUGGGUGCGGCGGACCGGAGCUUCACGGACCAGAGCACCCUGCAGGAGGAUGAGCGGCUGGGCCUGUCCUUCAUGGACGCCCACGGCUACAGCCCCCGGGGAGACCAGCGCAGUGGGGUCGCCGAGGCCAGCAGCCUCCUGGGGGGCUCGCCGCGACGUCCGUGUGGCCGGAAGGGUUCCCCGUACCACACGGGGCAGCUGCACCCUGCGGUGCGCGUGGCCGACCUCCUGCAGCACAUCAGCCAGAUGAAGACAGCGGAGGGUUACGGCUUCCAGCAGGAGGAGGAGAGCUUCUUUGAAGGCUGGGACCCCCCAAAGAGGAAAGACACGCUCGAGGGCUGGCAGGUGCCCCCCUGCCCUGCCUAUGACUGGCACCGACUGAGGCCCCACCCAGUGCCGGGCGACCCCCGCGCCGACUACGCUAAUGCCACCUAUGUGGAUAUUCGGAUAAACCGUGAAGGCUAUCACAGGUGCAACCACUUCAUAGCUGCCCAAGGGCCGAAGCCCGAGCUGACCUACGACUUCUGGCGCAUGGUGUGGCAGGAGCGCUGUGCCACCAUCAUCAUGAUCUCCCGGCUGGUGGACGUGGGCCGGGUGAAGUGCGUGCGGUACUGGCCAGAAGACUCGGACACGUACGGUGACAUCGGGGUCACACUGGCCAAGACGGAGACCCUGGCCGACUACGUCGUGCGCACCUUUGCCCUGGAGCGGAGAGGCUACUCCGCCCGGCAUGAGGUCUGCCAGUUCCACUUCACAGCAUGGCCAGAGCACGGCGUCCCCUACCAUGCCACGGGGCUGCUGGCCUUCGUCCGGCGCGUGAAGGCCUCUACGCCGCCUGACGCGGGGCCCAUUGUCAUCCACGGCAGCACGGGCUCCCCGGGCAGCGGCCCCGCCGGGUGCUACAUCGUCCUGGACGUGAUGCUGGACAUGGCGGAGUGCGAAGGCGUCGUGGACGUCUACAACUGCGUGAAGACCCUCUGCUCCCGGCGCGUGAACAUGAUCCAGACCGAGGAGCAGUACGUCUUCAUCCACGAUGCAAUUCUGGAGGCCUGCCUGUGUGGGGAAACCACCAUCCCUGUCAGCGAGUUCAAGGCUACCUACAAGGAAAUGAUCCGCAUCGACCCCCAGAGUAAUUCCUCGCAGCUGCGGGAGGAGUUCCAGACGCUGAACUCCGUCACGCCGCCGCUGAACGCAGAGGAGUGCAGCAUCGCCCUGCUGCCCCGGAACCGCGACAAGAACCGCAGCGUGGACGUCCUGCCGCCCGACCGCUGCCUGCCCUUCCUCAUCGCCACCGACGGGGACCCCAACAACUACAUCAACGCGGCCCUGACUGAUAGCUACACCCGGAGCGCAGCCUUCAUCGUGACGCUGCACCCGCUGCAGAGCACCAUGCGCGACUUCUGGCGACUGGUCUACGACUACGGGUGCACCUCCAUCGUCAUGCUGAACCCGCUGAGCCCGGCCAGCUCCACCUGGCCCUGCCUGCAAUACUGGCCCGAGCCGGGCCGGCAGCAGUACGGCCUCGUGGAGGUGGAGUUCGUGUCGGGAACGGCAGACGAAGACGUGGUGGCCCGGGUCUUCCGGGUGCAGAACCUCUCUCGGCUGCAGGAGGGACACCUACUGGUGCGACACUUCCAGUUCCUGCGCUGGUCCGCGUGCCGGGACACGCCUGACUCCAGGGCGGCCUUCCUGCACCUGCUGGCCGAGGUGGACAGGUGGCAGGCGGAGAGUGGCGAUGGGCGCACCGUGGUGCACUGCCUAAAUGGAGGCGGCCGCAGCGGCACCUUCUGCGCUUGCGCUUCGGUCCUGGAGAUGAUCCGCUGCCACAAUCUGGUGGACGUUUUCUUCGCUGCCAAAACCCUUCGGAACUACAAACCCAACAUGGUGGAGACCAUGGGUCAGUACCACUUCUGCUACGCCGUGGCCCUGGAGUACCUGGAGGGGCUGGAGGCCAGAUAGCGGCCCUGGGUUGGCAGCCGCAGCUCUCAGGGCCAGGCCACGUCCAGGACUGGCCAGGAAGACCCGGGCCUCCAGCUCUGCGCCACAGCCUGGAGGAGCACUGCUGCGGACUCCGCCAUCCAACUGCAUCUGCUGCUGCGGGCGGGGCCUCUCUGUGUCCCAUGGACAGGCUGUGAACCAGGGAGGAGCUUGGCAGGACUGCAGCCCAGCCGGGCCUCCCAGGGUCCUGCAGGCCUGCCCAGAGCCUGCUCCACCUGGCACGGGGACGGGUUCAGAAGGAGCAGCCCCGGGGGGCCCAGGCCAGGUCCCUGGACCGUAGCUCUAGGCAGACAUGAGUGAUGGCCUGCAGAGGGCCAGGCCAAGGCUCCCACCUGGCUUGGUCCCUCUGCAUAAGGGUGGAGGGUGCACUCGGGCUUGGAACCCCAUCACGAUACCCCUGGCCCCCACGUGAGGGACCUGGGAGGCUGGACUCUGUCCUGACUUGCAGCGGGACACAUCAUCCUCCCAGGGCAACUGCAGUGCCCACCCCACCCCACUGCCCCUGUGGCCCUGGGGCAUUCUGCUCACAUCCCCCCUAACACGUGUGACCCUUCCCGACACGUGUUCUGAACCUCCCAGAUGCGGGGCCUGCCCACCCCACGUGCCCAUGAGGCUCCUCCCCUGCCUGACCUGGUGUUUGCCAAAUGAGAACAAAUGAAGUCGCCUCGGCCUGCUCUUCUCACGACGUGCCGGCCUUGCUGGACUGGCUCUGCUCAGCGUGGACAGUGACAAUCUGCAAGGCUGACCAACAGUCCUGGGGCCGAGGCCCAUGGCUUCUGGGCAGGCCGUCCCUGGGGCAGGGGCAGUGCUAGAACAGGGCUGGCUAUGACCCCUAGGGCUCAGAGGAUGGGGCAUCUGGGGAUGGAGGACCAGGGCUUUUUUUUGAGGUUUUUGCCAUAGGGCAGAAGAGAGAGAAGAGGAAAGUGAGAAAUCAGUC
Molecule: messenger RNA, 5587 nt
Organism: Tupaia belangeri chinensis (Chinese tree shrew)
Lineage: Eukaryota; Metazoa; Chordata; Mammalia; Scandentia; Tupaiidae
Gene: PTPRU
Product: protein tyrosine phosphatase receptor type U
Exons: 33
Biological process (GO): protein dephosphorylation
Cellular component (GO): membrane
Molecular function (GO): protein binding; protein tyrosine phosphatase activity
Source: RefSeq, a predicted model, not a curated record